GUCGGAAUGAUAUGUCUUUACAGGAAAACAAUAACAUACAAGGUUCACAACCAAGCACAUGACUCUCGAGUCUGAGAAACCCGUGGAGAUCUGUGUUCAACACUCUGUUGAACGACGUUGCAUCACCAGAGGAGUGUCCGCCAUGGCCGCCCUGGCUGCCUGUUUGGUCCAAGCGGAGGCCGCCAGCCUGGGCCUGUUUGGGCGGGCAGGCCGCGAGGCUGCCUUUGAACGGCGCACUGGUAAUGGUGCCUGCGCUCCGCCAGCAGGCAAUGCUGCGGGGGGGUGGGCCACAGCCAGCACGCCGCAGCCAGCGUUCACACAGUGCUCCCUCCCUAGCAGCAGCACCUUUCUCUCCGGCACCAUUCUGCCACGCGUCACUCAUGCAGCGGGUCAGCGGCAGCGAUGGCGCAGGCGAGGGCACGGGGUGGUGGCGUCGGUGGCAGUCGAGGAGGAGCUGGUGAUUGAGCCCAUCCGCAGCAUUGAGGGCACCGUGAAGCUGCCCGGCUCCAAGUCCCUGUCCAACCGCCUGCUCCUAAUGGCCGCCCUCGCGCAGGGUCGCACGCGCGUGGAGAACUUGCUGGACAGCGACGACGUGCGCUACAUGCUGGGGGCGCUCACCGCGCUGGGAAUUGAACUGCAUGAGACGCGCCAGGAGAACCGCGUGGAGGUCACCGGCUGCGGGGGGGUCUUCCCGGUGGCCAAACAGACUGCGGCGGAGGGCGAGGCUGCGCCGGCAGUGGAGCUGUUCCUGGGCAACGCCGGGACUGCCAUGCGCCCGCUCACUGCCGCUGUGGCCGUCGCCGGGGGGCACAGGAGGUACGUGCUGGACGGCGUGCGGCGCAUGCGCGAGCGGCCCAUCCUGGACCUGGUGGCCGGCCUGCGCCAGCUGGGCGCAGACGUGCACAUGCUGCUCGGGACCAGCGGGCCGCCCGUGGAGGUGAACGCCAAGGGGGGGCUCCCGGGAGGCAAGGUGGGCCUCAGCGGUGCAGUGAGCAGCCAGUACCUGACGGCGCUGCUGAUGGCGGCCCCGUUGGCGGCGGGGGACACGCGCAUUGAGAUUGUGGACCAGCUGGUGUCAGUGCCGUACGUGGACAUGACGCUCAAGCUCAUGAGCAGGUUUGGGGUGGAGGUGGAGCGCGACCCCGCCUGGCGCUGGUUUCAGGUGCGCGGCGGCCAGCAGUACACGUCGCCCGCCACCGUGUAUGUGGAGGGGGACGCGUCCAGCGCCUCCUACUUCCUGGCGGGGGCCGCAGCCACGGGGGGAACCGUCACCGUGGAGGGCUGCGGGGCAGACAGCCUCCAGGGCGACAUCGGAUUUGCGGGCGUGUUGGAGCAGAUGGGCGCCCACGUGGAGAUGACGCCGCACAGCGUGACUGUGACGGGGGCGCCGGUGAACCCCGCAACGGGGCGGCGGCUGCGCGGGAUUGACAUCGACAUGAACGCAAUGCCGGACGUAGCCAUGACGCUGGCCGUGCUCGGCCUGUUCGCCGACGGGCCUGUAGCCAUCAGGAACGUGGCCAAUUGGCGGGUCAAGGAGACAGAACGCAUGAUCGCCAUCUGCACGGAGCUGCGCAAGCUGGGCGCCACGGUGGAGGAGGGCCUCGACUUCUGCAUCGUGCACGCGCCGGGCGCGGUGGUGCCUGCCGCCAUCGACACAUACGACGACCACCGCAUGGCCAUGGCCUUCUCGCUGGCAGCGUGCGGGGACGCGCGCGUCACCAUCCGAGACCCCAAGUGCACGCGCAAGACCUUCCCGGACUACUUCGACGUCCUGGCCAGUGUGACCAGGCGGUGACACGACUUAAAAGGGCUCGCCAUCCGUUGGUUGCUUUGCCGCCCGUCUGUGUUUGAAUGACGGGCACUACAAACUGUUUGCCAAUGUUGAAGGACGACUUGAGGUAGAUGACUGCUUGAGCGGACGAAGGGCAAGGGCUGGAAAACCCGUAAGCUCUCAAGCUUAUGACUCGAGAAGCUGAAGGUUGGGGUGCAGUUGAUAUAAGCAGCUAAGACCGUGCUGCUGUACUUGAAUACGUCCGAGGUCAUUUCAAAGCCAUGUCUUGAUAAACGGAGCUGCCAAUUUUCCUUAAUCUAUAUGGCACGACCCACUGUACACAAAUUAUCUUGGAACACGCUGUUGACACAUC
This is a messenger RNA of Klebsormidium nitens, 2144 nucleotides long. Lineage: Eukaryota; Viridiplantae; Streptophyta; Klebsormidiophyceae; Klebsormidiales; Klebsormidiaceae. The record is from the annotation of a GenBank genome assembly.